Drosophila eugracilis is the source of this 1740-nucleotide messenger RNA. RefSeq lists its product as uncharacterized. NCBI's taxonomy places the organism in Eukaryota, Metazoa, Arthropoda, Insecta, Diptera, Drosophilidae. Bases 1 to 909 code for a protein of 302 amino acids. The record is from RefSeq and is a predicted model, not a curated record. The transcript is spliced from 2 exons. Gene Ontology annotation, molecular function: RNA binding.
AUGAACUAUGAUGUGGUCAAAAACACUCAUUAUUUCAAAAAUUAUUAUUUUUCCUUGGCAAACAUGUCCAAGACAUCAAGGAUUAACAAGUUGUAUCCAGUGGGCUCUUCGUCCUUAUGCUCCAUUUCCGCCAGCGGUUCAGGACAAAGUUUGGAGGACAUGUUGCACGUAACACAGGUGCAGACCUCAGAGCCAGACGACGCUGACCUUUACUUUUACAACGAUGGUAGCAAGAAAUCAAAUUCAGAUUUGGAGAUUAAGACUAGUACACCGGAUCUGCAAAAGGAAGUGCCUAUGGAACCACCAUACGUGGCACUGGUCAGCAACUUGCCCAUGGAGUGCACUGAAAGGGAAUUGCAGAAAGUUUUUACCAACUUUUCGGUCUGUUCUUUAACCAUACCCAAGAAGGGUAAACGACCCAAGGGCUUUGCCUAUGUAGAGGUGGAUUCCCGGGAUGAGCUGAUUCGUCUGCUUCAGCUGGAUAAACCCAAGUGCCGUGGUCGUUGCCUCAUGAUAAAGAUCAGCCAGAAUCAUGCAACACCUCAAAAGCUGGGAGCUGGUGAUUCAAAUUUGGGAAAAUAUUCAAGCAGCGAAUGUGUUGCAAACUCCGAACACUAUUCAGCUAGUGUCAGUGAUUUUGAGGCCAUUGAUUUGCCACUCAGUGAUCAAGAGUCGCCUGUCUUUCCAGGCAGUGAGUCAUCCUAUUACGGAAGAGAAUCGCCCAUCACCCGGCAGCCAAGUAGUAUGGAGGAACUUGAACGCCGCAUGGAGGUACGUCUUCAAAAGCUGGCCGAGUUCGAGAAUGCCGAGUCGGAGAGGGCUCAGAAUGGCUGCAUGGAUGAGCAGGACUCGUACAGCAUGUCCUGGAGCGAUAUCCUCAGCGAGACCAGAAGCAGUGAGGGUAACUAGAUUGGUUCUUUGGGAUGAAUAUGUUAAUGUGUUUUUUUCAUUAUAAAGCGGGAUAAAGAUACAAAGUAUCCUAUAUCCUCUUCAAUAAAAACGAAUCCUGCUUAAAACUAUUAAAAAAUAUAUUUAUUUUUCAGCCGCUAUAAACACAUCUUGGUUCAUCUGCCUUAUGAUUUAUUAAAACAAUAAACUUCUUGAUUCAUUUUUUUAUAUAAAAACCUGCCCUCCAGUCAAUGUCCACAGAAAUUAUGGCCCCAAAAUGAGAUAAUUAACGAAAAAUCAAAUGCUGUUAAUGACCAGUUAAAUGUUCCUUUCCCCCUUGGCAACAGCUGCAGGAAAGCCGAAAACCGAAAGACCGAAAACCAAAAAACCGAAAUUAAAAGAAAACAAUUUAUCAACAAUAUUGACUAAAAGCUGUCAACUGAAUUAAUUUAAACUGAUUUAUUAAUGUGGCGACAGUUGGCCGAUCGAACCGCUGACGUUCAGACUCGAAUUUUCAACCCACCGCCCCAUACACUUUUGGGCCAACAAACAAAAAGCCAAAAACAAUCCGGUAAGCAUACGCUAAUUGACCAACUAAUUAGCGCAUUUAAUGGCUGUAUAUAUAUAUAUAGAUAUCUGGAUAAAACACGGUCACCGAAACAAGAAAGACAGACUUGCUAAUGAAAUUAACGUAGCGUGGUUAAUAGUUUUGCCAAAUUUGGAAAAUUGUUAUUUUUUUUUUCAUAUUAAAUCCGUCGAUUUCCAGUUCUGCCCCUUCUGGCGUCAUCUUUCUCAUGCAUUAUCUUUAUUUCUUUAUUAUUUUUUUUAUACUAUAAAGCUGUUAAUUCCCCG